CGACGGACUAUCAUCGUAUCUCAAGCACAUACUCGAAAUUAAAUGGUGUCAAGGAAGAGCCGAAAUUCACUCCCUGAAAUGUUCUCCCUAGAAUGGGGAUCGACCAGUAACCUUUGUGUUUGUAGUGCGAUUCGCUAACCACCACAUCCAUGACCUCCCACUCAAAGGCACGGCUGAAGCCCAACAAGAAGACGCCGAUUAACCGCUCCACUCACAGCAAUUCAUUUCUGUCAGCAUGGGAAAAUCAUCGAGUAAAGUAUCAUUCUCUCCAUCAUGUAAGUUAUGUGAAGAUAGGAAGGUUAGUAAACCGGAACCCAGUACAUGGAGCUGCAAAGAGUGUUGGAUAUUGAUGUGUGACAGUUGUAAGCAGAAUAUUCACCCUGAGAUGAUGCAUCCAGAAACACAUACCGUUAGAGAAAUUGGAAAAGUAGAUGAUGAUUCAGCCGUAAUCUCGUCGGUUGUGAACACAUACAAAACAAAAUCUAAAAACAUUAUGAAGGUGCUUUGUUCAAACGAUGACAUUCUUUAUUAUCGCCACUAUAAUUCAGAAAAGUCGGAAAUUAGUGUCGUAAAGUCGAAAAUAUCGAAAUCAAUGAAAAUAUUACAAAAGAUUGCCAUUGAAUGUACUGACAUUGCCCUAUCAUCUACUGACGAAUUAUUUUUUUCACCUGCGCAGUCGCCAUCUGAGCUAAAAACAUUUGCGAAAUCUGGUGAAAUUAAAACUCUGCUGGAUGUCUCUCCAAUGGACAUAUUCUGUAUCCAUGUAAACAAAGAAAAUGAGCAAAUACUUGUUUUGGUUGAGCAGUCGGAACCGUACAAUCAGACCAUUGCUGUUUUUGGUACAGAUCAUGAAAAGAAAGUAACAAUUGACAAUAAAAGUAAAAUCUUUAAUAAAAUUCUUCGUAUCGUUUGUGAUUCCAGAAAUCAAAUGUAUGCAAUUGAUGAGAAAGCCGAUGAAGAUGGCAAUAGACGCGUGGUAUCGUUUGAUAUGGAAGGCAACAUAAUAUUUAGUUAUGAUGGAUGUGAAAGAAUAAAAACUGAUUUAUUUACACCAACUGAUAUCGUUGUAACUGCGGAUGACAAUAUUAUAAUUGCAGACAUGUUUAGCAAUGCUUUACAUGUGCUGAAUACUGAGGGAGAAUUAAUUGCGUUACAGAAUACCAUGGAAUAUGGGAUAGAGAUGCCAGAGAGUCUAAGUAUAGAUAAAGCAGGAUAUCUACUGAUAGGUUGUGAUACAUGUACAGUUGAAAAAUACAAAGACUUUGCAAAUAUAUACAGGGUGAAAACAUCAGAGAACUAUCUAUAGACGAUUCUUUGGAGGACAUGAUUUUGUAGAUGUUAUAGCAUUAGUUACAUUUGAACAUUUAUGUUAAUUGGCAUAACAAAACGGAGAACAUGGCAUGAUAAUGGAAUCAAAUAGUAAAUUUGAGCUUCUGGGUGAUAACUGAAUGGACAACCUUACAUGAUAUUGGAAAUAAACAGUAAAUGUGCGCAUUGGAUGAAAACUGAUGAGCUGUCAUGGAAAUGGAAUAAAAACUAUAGAUACAAUUCAAGCAUAGCGACCCCUUACUCUCUAUUGGUCGUCCGCUGAACCGAUGAUGUACAACCAUACAUGGUACAAACAGAUAUGGAAAAGAGCCAACAGAGAUGAAAUUCGUGGUGGUUUGAACCUAUCUGUAAACCUGUAUGCAUAUCGGCCACAUUUUGUGUCAUUUCAAAUAAAGGACCUAAAAGAUUAUUGAUCAGAGAGUACCGGCAACAAAAAUUAAAAAUACAAACUUCACCCAACAUGCCCAACCUCAGAAAGUUAAAAAAAAAAUAAAACGUCUUAUUAGAAUGAAAUACAGACACAUUCAAACUAUCAAAGAGAACAGAGAGAACAAAGAAGAAAUGAUCAAUUUGUUAUUCCCGGCAUAAAUUGACCGCAUGUUCGGCCAUACACAAUCUGAAGUCUUACUUAUUGCUGAUGACAUUCCAUUUGGGGAGAAUUAUGCGACGCAAAAUAUAUAGACCAAUAGAAUUAGAAAAUUGUUAUUUCAUUGUUGAUAGAUUUCAAUCAAUAAAAAGCAAUGAAUUUCAAGA
Molecule: messenger RNA, 2082 nt
Organism: Mytilus trossulus (common blue mussel)
Lineage: Eukaryota; Metazoa; Mollusca; Bivalvia; Mytilida; Mytilidae
Exons: 2
Coding region: 236-1306 (356 amino acids)
Source: RefSeq, a predicted model, not a curated record